AUGCAGCGACCACCAGGCAGGCCGAGUGUCGACAUAAUUCCCGAACAACUCCUGGAUAUCCCGGACACGCACUCCCGCUCCUUACACUGGCUGUUUAGCAAAGACGGUGGAUACGUGACUCGCCUCAAGGAGGAUUAUCUGCAAGACACACCGCAUGACCUAUUUACAUCUGCGAAAGCCGAGGCAAGAAUUAUGAGGGAAAUUGCAGACUGGUUACAGUCGCAAGAAUGCGAUGAGUUCUGGACGCCCAGAGCACGGCAGCCUCGUAGAGCUCUUCCUACAGCGACCCAACUACUCAGACAAUUAGAGGACCACGAAUUCCUACCGGCUAAAUCUCCAAACAAGACAGCUGUCUUCGAGGCUCUUCUUCACGUCAUCGCCUUGCAAUUGCUAGCAGCUUCCUAUACCCACCUACCCCCUUCGAGCGCAAAUCACAUUCCUCUAUUCCAGCAUCGCAAAGAGACGAGAUUUGUUACAGCCCUACGCUUACAUGCCCACUAUCGCUUUUCUCCAGCUGCGGGUCACCAAGCUCGCCCACCUUCCGAGACUGAAUUAUGGCCUGGGCUUUACACGGGGCCAUCAACUGAAGAGAAGCUGGCGAAGCACGUCAGCCAGCGACGCAGAUUACGGAAGCAAAACAGCCAGUAUGUCCCACAUUUCGCAGCAAGUACAUGGACAGACGGGCCAUCAGCGAUAAUCACACAUAAAAAAUCACAGAGCUCCUCAUCGCGAAAGAGUUCCAGUUCAUCAUCUAAACCUGGGUUCUUUUCAAGAUUAAUAUGCCAGGCAGCAGUACCAAAAAACCAUCGGCGGAGGCAUAACGCCAUGUUCCUGAAUCGCAUCUCCUCGAAGCCAAAGAAGCGAAAACAGUUGCAAUCUGAACACAAGCACGAUGGUCGUUCCGAGCGUCAAUAUGUCAGUUCGCAACCCGUUCAGCGUAUACCCUCGGUACACCGUCUCCGUCAUACGCAAUCUGCCCCGCGCAUUGAAGUAGAUGCAGAAGAGGCAUAUGUCGAAAGUCCACAUGACAGAAAACGUCACGGCUCAGAUCCGUCUAUUGGCAGUCCACUCGACUACUCUUUUCAGAUACCUCAGAUCCGCCGCACAUCUAUAACACCAAGCGCAAGUUGGUGCCCAGGAUCUUCUGAGGAGGGCAUGAUGCGUGCUUGCGGACGACAUGAUUUUAUCACACCAGAAGACUAUUUUGACGAUAUGCCAGAGACGCCAGAAUUUGACGUCCCCAGCAGUCCCGGUGGAAAAUACCCCAUUGGCGACACAGAUACACCGGCUCCUCUGAUCACAUCCGCUGUUGACUACUUCGCCGAAGUCUAUGCCGACAAGCACAUCACCCAUCAAACUGGCGAUCACGAUAUCGUCGGAGGAGAACACAGCGACGCUGGCCCAGAGAUCGAAGACGAACCAAGCCUGCAAAAGAUGCCGGGCGGUGUAGUGACUACGCCCAGCGAGGAUAAGUCAAGUGACAGCGAUAUGGAGAGAACCAAGAAAAGAAAGGGUAUCGAAGAAUCAGAGGCUACAGCUUAUGAGAUUGCAGAACGUUUCCGAAAUAAAACAGGAGAUGGGAUCGACCAUUCCACGGUCAAAGUGGUUUGGUGA
Alternaria atra is the source of this 1614-nucleotide messenger RNA. RefSeq lists its product as uncharacterized. The record is from RefSeq and is a predicted model, not a curated record. Bases 1 to 1614 code for a protein of 537 amino acids. Lineage: Eukaryota; Fungi; Ascomycota; Dothideomycetes; Pleosporales; Pleosporaceae. The transcript has 3 exons.